Messenger RNA from Clonostachys byssicola, 1383 nucleotides. Lineage: Eukaryota; Fungi; Ascomycota; Sordariomycetes; Hypocreales; Bionectriaceae. The record is from the annotation of a GenBank genome assembly.
AUGCGUUACUCGUGGCUCAUCGGCCUCCUGGUGGCCGUCUUGGGCUUCACCGUCACGGCCAACCCCGUCCGUCGGCAGCAGCAGCAGUUCGUCGGAUACCUUAUAUCGACCUUCUCCGACCCCGUCCCGCAAGUUCAGCAGUAUCUCUCUAACGACAACAACCCUCUGAGCUACCGGAAGCUCAACGGCGGCAACCCCGUGCUGACCUCGAUAGUGGGCACCCGGGCGGUGCGAGACAUUUACCUGACCAGCAACAGCGCCCGUUCCGAGUACUACAUUAUCGCCACGGACAUCAACGCCCCCGGCUUCAGUUGGGACCGCGCCACCCGCACCGGCAGCCGCGGCCUCGUCGUCUGGCGCUCCACCGACCUCGUCAACUGGUCCGGCCCCAACCUCCGCACCGUCGAGAGCACGACGGCAGGCAUGGCCUGGGCACCCUCCGCCGUCUGGGACGACGCCACGAGCCAGUACUACGUCUUCUGGUCCUCGCGCCUAUAUGCCGCCAACGACCCCAACCACACUGGCUCCGCCGGGCUCGACCGCAUCCGGUAUGCCACCACGCGAGACUUCGUCACGUUCAGCGCGCCCCUCGACUACUACGCCCCGGCCAACAUCCCCGUCAUCGACCAGGAGUUCCUGUACCUGGGCCAGCCGGGACACUACGUUCGCUUCAUCAAGGAUGAGAGGACGAACCAGAUCUUCCAGGAGAGGACCACGGGCGGGCUCUUCGGGUCUUGGACUCGUAACCCUGGGUUCGUUCGUAACGAGACCCCUCGUGAGGGCGCUGUGGCCUUCCGAAACAACCUUGACCCAAACCUGUAUCACCUCUGGCUCGAUGACUACGUCCAAUAUCUCCCCUACCAGACUACCAACAUUUUAAACCCUGGUAUCUGGACGCCUUCGAAUACGAACGGGUUCCCUGGAGGUGUGAAGCACGGCUCCGUGUUCCCACUUACGCAGGCCGACAUGAAGUUCCUGUGUACUCUUCCUUGCGUCGUGAUUGCGAUUGCUCUCCCCCCCCCGGAGACUCAGGCAAUCAAUGAUCUCAUCUACCCUUACGCAACUUAUCGAUACCGGGUUCAAACGGGCAAGACCGUCAUUGAUCCUCAGGACCAGCUCCUGAUCGUCAAAAACGGGAAAUCUGCCUAUGAAAUAACAACCAUUGUGACGUUCCAGUUCGACCAAAGCACUCAAGGGAAAACCUGCGAACUCGUGUUCGAGCUCUGGGAUCGAGACGUCUCAACCGGAACCCAAACCCUAGAUGUUUUCACUUAUUCUGAUCCUCCAAGACCUCUUGUGCAACUCACGGCCGCUGACAUUGUUCAACUGGUCUCGGCCAAGAGCAGAGACAAUCAUGCUGGUCGAAUUUGCUCCGAAGCCUAG